This is a messenger RNA of Paramecium octaurelia, 2744 nucleotides long. The record is from the annotation of a GenBank genome assembly. NCBI's taxonomy places the organism in Eukaryota, Ciliophora, Oligohymenophorea, Peniculida, Parameciidae.
AUGGAACCAGAUCCCAAAUUAUUGUCUCUUCUAGAAAAAGUUAAUAACCCAAUUGAAAAGCUUACCAUUCAUUUGACAAUCAAGGUAAUCAGACAUUAGCAUAAUAAAAGGGUGUUUAUGGAUUUACAGAUGAUUGGAGGGUCACCGAUGAGACCAAUCCGGCGAUAUUUGCAAAUGUGAUUAGAUACAAAGGAGAGGAUAUGUUUGGUAAAAUAAAACCCAGAGAACAGACGGAGAAGGAGAAAUUUGAGGAGUAUCAGAAAAAUAGUAAAAAGAACAAAAAGGACUCCAAAAGUCCAGAAGAAGAGGAAGCCAUGAAGAAGGCUAUUGCUUAAGAAGAAGAGGAAGAAUUAUAAAAAUAGUAGCAUUUAGAAACCUUAUCUGAGUAAGAAAAGUUGUUUUUCAUUUCAGAAGAUAAAUUCAAAACUGCCAGCAUCUAAUAUGAGGAAACACAUUCAAUUGACAUUACUAAUGUUAGGUAAUUAGAGGAAGAGAUUCUGGAAUAAAGAAACACUAUUCAAUUCAUUAGACAACCCGCUGUGACAGAAGAGGAAUUAGUUAAAUUGAAAAAGGGCAAGACAAAGAAUUUGAAUAAUGCGGAAUUGACUUAGAUUAUUUUCAAGGGAGUUUUUGAUUUAGCUGAUCUAUUAGAACCUGGAUGCACUCACACUAUAGUGAGAGUCUUUUUAAAAUAAGAAGAAGGAUCUGAUUGUCCAAAGUAUAAUUGUGAUAAAUUGUAUAUGAAAAUUGAAGUAAACACUGAGCCUGCAUUAACACCAUUAGUUGAAGAUGUACCAUCACUCUAAAUAGAACCUGUUAUCAUCCAAAAGAUACCGAGCAAAUUUGAAUGUGUAUGGCAAUUCAAGAGUAUACUCUAUUCAUUAUCUAUUAGAGGAUAUCAAGGAAGCUAUGAAGUCCCUUGAAGAAGAAUACAGCAAACUAUAUUAAAGUGAUUAGAAAGCCAAGACUUAACCCAUGAUUAGCAUGACUCAUCAAAGGUGGCUAGAAUUGACCAAGAAGAAAGAAUCUUUUCUUAAUGAAAUGAAUACCUCUGGCAAAUACAAUAUCUUACAAGAGAGACUACGAUCUUCUAUUAUAAGAGUUUGCAUUGAUAAAUUUGCUAAGGAAGGGUUGUUUGUUGGAGUAAAUAAGGAUGAACAGGAUCGAUUGUUUGCUGAAUUGUAUGUCUUUAUGAUGGAAUAAAUGCAAACGACUCUAGGGGAAUACAUACAAAACAAUAAAGAAGAUGACAUUCACGAAGAUUUGGUUUUAACCUUUGAAUAAAAUAUCAGGGAAAGAGAUAGAGUGUUCAAAAGACUCAAAGAAUCUCAAUUAGAAAAAUUCCAAAGAUUGGCCAAAGAAUAUGAAACUAUUAAUUAAGUGAGCCAGGCACUCAAAUACUACACUAAUAUGGUAUUGGUCGAUAAAACAUCAGCCUCAGCCUUUGCAAAAUAUUGUCUCAAAAUACAGAGAUUUAAGGCAGCUGAGCAAUUAAUUCAAAUGGUUAGGGAUGUUGAAUGGAAUAAGGAAAAUGAAUUACUCAUGGCUUGUCUUUAUAUUCGAAGAGAGAGAUUUAAGGAAGCUACUCAAAUUUUAAAGGAACUAUUGCAAAAAGAACCUAUUAAUACGUUGUUUAAUUUGUUAAUGUCAUUCAUUUAUAGACAGCAGGGAAAUGACAAUAUGGCUGAUAAGUAUUUAAGAUGCACUCAAAGAAUAUUUAUGAGAACAAUGGGCUUAUUGACUAAAGGGUAUUAUGCUUAUUAAUGUAUCAUAGGUUUGCAAAAUAAUAGCCAGAUCCUCAUCUUUUGCCUAAUUUCAAGCAACAAAUGAUUGAGUAAUAGGAGAAGGCUAAAAAAGCACCAGUAUUAACUUAAGAGUAAAUUGAUUCAAUUCAAUUAGAAUUGAUAGAAUAUUUUGCAUCUAGGAAUUUAUUUGAUUUAGCUGAGAAAGCACUGGUUUCAAUUAAGGACAAAACAACUCAAAAGAUAAACAUAAUCAAAGCUUAAAUUCACAUUUUUAAUGAGAACUAUCCUGAAGCAUUAGCUUUGAUAUAGAAGUUAUUAACUUAAAAUUCGAGAUUCUAUGAUGUUUACUUGAUUAAGGGAUCUUUGUGUUUUUAGACAGAAUAAUUUUAUGAAGCUGAAGAAACGUUUUUAAAGGCACUUUCAAUAUAAUCAAAGAGAUCAUUUGAAAUUCAAUUGAGAUUAGGAUACUUGUAUUUGAAGAGGAAAUCAUGGCAAGAUGCUAAGGUGAUAUUUGAGAAGGCGUUGGAUCAAUAACCGAAUAGUUCUUUAUCAUGGUUGGGUUUGGGAAUAGCAAAUUUAAGAUUGUGUGAUCCAAUUGCUGAGGAAUGUCUUUGCUAAGCAAAUAUCUAUGAGCCUUUCAAUGGGGAAGUUUGGGGAUAUUUGGCAUUGAAUUGCUUAUUGUAGAAGAGAGGACAACAAGCAAAGCAAUGUUUGUAACGGAUGGAAUAAACUGAGGUUUAUGAUUUGGAUUUGUUGCUUGAAUUAGCUGAGGAGAUGUCGUUGUGUUUCGAUUAUGAAAGUUGUCGAUCAAUUUUGAUGAGAGUUUAUGAUUCCAAGAUAGCAAUUUCGAAUAUGGGAAAGUUGUUAAUGAACUUGGGUUAGGUGCAUUCAUAAUUACGGAGAAAUGAGGAGGCCAAACAGUAUUAUAUUGAAUCAUUGAAGUAUUUGGAGAGUGGAAAUGAGAAGGAAAAGGUAAAUUCUGAAAUCAAGAUAUUAUGA